Molecule: messenger RNA, 2130 nt
Organism: Vicia faba (fava bean)
Lineage: Eukaryota; Viridiplantae; Streptophyta; Magnoliopsida; Fabales; Fabaceae
Source: the annotation of a GenBank genome assembly
AUGCAGUAUGAGGAAGAACAACAACACUAUGCUUCUCUCUCCAACUUACUUCCACACUUCACCACCAUUCCCACCAUCCACAAAGCAUGGCUUUUCAACAACUCACUCGGAAUCUUUUCUUUCACCCAACCAGAUCUCUUAACAAACCAAACCAAAACUUCAAUUCUCUCCUGUGAACUUGUUAAACAAGAAACCGAUAUUUGGAGUUCGUCUCGCUUGGAGAAGGAGUUUCAUAUUCCUCAAUCCAUGCAUGGUUCCGUAUAUAAUGAUGGAUGGUUUGAAGGUGUUUCUUGGAACUUGGAUGAAACAUUGAUAGCAUAUGUAGCAGAAGAGCCCUCUUCUACAAAGCCGGUAUUUAAUAAUAUGGGUUAUGUGAAAGGUGGUUGUGCAGAGAAGGAUAUUGGUAGCUGGAAAGGCCAAGGAGACUGGCAGGAGGAUUGGGGAGAAACAUAUUCUGCAAAGAGACGGCCUACACUUUUUGUUAUCAACAUCAAUAGUGGAGAGGUACAAUCUGUCAAAGAAAUUGACAAGUCUUUGAGUGUCGGCCAAGUUGUGUGGGCUCCGUUUAAAGAUGGUUUGGAACAAUAUCUUGUUUUUGUUGGGUGGUCAUCUGGGACAAGAAAGCUUGGUAUGAAGUACUGCUCUAACAGGCCUUGUUCAUUGUAUGCGGUUAGAGCACCACAUCAUGAGUCAAAAUCCGAGGAACCAGAGCACCACUCAACUCAAGAAUUGCAUGCACUGAAUCUAACUCCAACGAUAAGUAGUGCUCUUUUUCCGCGAUUCAGUCCAAAUGGAGAGUUUCUUGUAUUUUUAUCUGCAAAAAGUGCUGUGGAUUCUGGAGUGCACAAUGCUACAAAUUCACUUCAUAGGAUUGAUUGGCCAACUGAUGUGAAACUGUGCCAAUCCUCUAAAGUUUACGACAUCAUUCCUGUUGUAAUGUGUGCUGAGGAUGGUUGUCUCCCCGGGCUUUAUUGUACAACUAUCCAUAAUAAUCCUUGGCUUUCUGACAACUGCACAAUGAUCAUAUCAUCCAUAUGGCACAGCUGUGAAGUUCUACUUUCUGUGAAUGUUUUGAGCGGGGAAGUAUUACGUAUCAGCCCAGCAGACUCAAGUUUCUCGUGGAAUCUUCUUACAGUGAAUGGGAACAAUAUUCUUGCCAUUUCCAGCAAUCCGAUCAAUGUUCCUCAGAUUAUGUACGGAAUGGUCAUUGAGAAGGCCAAGAGAAAUAUUACAUGGAACUGGUCAAAGAUAUCCAGUCCCAUAUUAAAAUGCUCUGACAAGGUUAGAUCUUUGUUGUCCUCUCUUCAGUGCAGUAUACUGAAGAUCUCAGUCACAGAUGCUUCAAAUGAUCCAAUAAAAGGUGCUGCUAAACCUUUUGAAGCUAUAUUUGUGUCAUCCAAAACCAUGAACAAGGAUUUAUGUGAUCCAUUAAUUGUGAUCCUUCAUGGAGGGCCACAAGACGUCUCUUUGUCACACUUCUCCAAGUCUUGGGCGUUUCUAUCUUCGGUUGGAUACAGCUUGCUGAUUGUAAAUUACAGAGGUUCAUUAGGAUUUGGCGAGGAAGCACUACAAUCUCUUCCAGGGAAAGUUGGACAUCAGGAUGUCAAUGAUGUUCUCUCUGCCAUAGAUCAUGUGAUCAACUUGGGUCUUGCCAGUCCAUCCAAGAUUACGGUGAUGGGAAUUUCACAUGGUGGUUUUUUGACGACACAUUUGAUUGGCCAGGCACCAGAGAAGUUUGUUGCAGCUGCUGCAAUUAAUCCUGUUUGUGACUUUGCACUGAUGGUUGGUACAACCGAUAUCCCUGAUUGGUGCUAUGUAGAGGCUCUUGGAACCAUUGCAAGAAAUCGGUUUAUGGAAACAAUUUCAGCAGAAGAUUUGUCUCUCUUCUAUAGCAAAUCUCCUAUCUCGCACGUUUCAAAGGUAAAGGCACCAACACUUUUCCUUUUAGGUGCACAAGAUCGUCGCGUACCAAUCUUUGAUGGACUGCAAUAUGCUCGAACUUUAAAGGCGAAAGGAGCAGAGGUCAAAAUCAUCAUGUUUCAAAAUGAUGUUCAUGCACUCAAAAGGCCACAAUCUGAAUGGGAAAGUAUCCUUAACAUUGGGGCGUGGUUCAACAAAUACUGCAAAUAA